Anisakis simplex (herring worm) is the source of this 162-nucleotide messenger RNA. Lineage: Eukaryota; Metazoa; Nematoda; Chromadorea; Rhabditida; Anisakidae. The record is from the annotation of a GenBank genome assembly.
AUGUCCGAAUACCGUAGUACAAUCUCGGCCCGUCCGGGCUUCAAUCGUACUAUAAACUCGAAUGCCGCGAAUAGUUUCAGUAGCAUGCGUAAGUUUCUGCAUUUCCUUUCGAAAAUCCCCAAAAAAAUCUUAAAAUCACGAGCUAGCUUGAACCACUACUAG